Molecule: messenger RNA, 297 nt
Organism: Dibothriocephalus latus
Lineage: Eukaryota; Metazoa; Platyhelminthes; Cestoda; Diphyllobothriidea; Diphyllobothriidae
Source: the annotation of a GenBank genome assembly
AUGGGAAUGUUUUAUCGAACAAUUCGAAUGAUCGAAAAUGGUUUAAAGCCGGUUUACGUUUUUGACGGCAAACCACCCAAUCUCAAGGGUGGCGAAUUGGCAAAACGAACUGAACGUCGCGAGGAGUCACAGAAAGAGUUGAACAAAGCCGAGGAAUUGGGUGACGUUGAAGCUAUCGAAAAGUUUUCCCGUCGUCUCGUGAAGGUGACACCUCAGCACAAUGAAGACUGCAAGACGCUCCUUAAAUUAAUGGGCGUUCCAGUUGUUCAGGUAUGUCUCGUCUUCUGCCUUUCUUAA